UCACGCUCAUUUUGAAUUUAGAUCGGGCAAUGGGCAACCAAGCGUCGUCAGCAUCAACCGACGGCGCCUUCAACGCCACGACAACCGCAGACCAAGUCGCCGACGCGUUCGCUCCUCACUGCAAGGACAAGGUCGUGCUCAUCACGGGCGCCAACACGGGCCUCGGCCUCGAGACGGCGCGGGUCCUCGCGGCUAAAGGUGCCACCGUCGUCAUCGCCUGUCGCUCGGCCCCCAAGGGCGAAGCAGCUGUGGCUCUGAUUCUCAAAGCGCAGCCCGACGCCAAGGUCUCGUUCUUGGAGCUCGACUUGGCAUCGUUGGCGUCGAUCAAAGCAUUUGUGACGGCGUUCAGCGCCAAGCACGAGCGGCUGGACAUUCUCAUCAACAACGCGGGUGUCAUGGCCUGUCCCAAGACCACAACGACCGACGGGCUGGAAAUGCAGUUUGGCGUCAACCACAUUGGUCAUUUCUACCUGACCAAGCUGCUAUUGCCGGCGCUGCAGUGGACGGGCACGGCGGACGCCCCCGCGCGCGUCGUGAACCUCUCGUCCAUGGGCCAGAACCUCUACGCGCCGGACGAAGGAAUCCUUCUCGACGACCUCAGCGGCGACAAGUCGUACUACGAGUGGGAGCGCUACGGGAUGGCCAAGCUCGCCAACGUCCUCUUCUCCAACGAACUCAACAAGCGGUAUGCGAGCCAGCACGUCAUUUCGGUCGCACUGCAUCCUGGUGUGAUUGUCGCGACUGAGCUCACCCGCCACAUGGGUAUUGCCAGCACCGCGCGCAGUCUCUCGGGCUUGCGCACGGGUAUGUUGAUGCGCGCAUUCCGAGAGCCAAUGAAGUCGAUCGCGCAAGGUGCGGCGACGACGGUCGUUGCGGCGCUGGACCCGACCGUGCAACCGGGCGGCUACUACGCCGACUGCCAGCUCAGUACUGAGCUGCACCCGAAAGCCACCGACGCCGAUCUCGCGCGGCAGCUGUGGGAAGUCUCGGAGGGCCUCGUCAAAGACAUUGAAGCCAAGCUUUUGUAGCGUGGGACCUCCACAACGUACCCAGAGUACUAGAAUAUAUUAUGCACAUCUCACCACACAAACAAAAUUGUCUAUCGCUAAAACUGGGAAUAAAAAACAAGUCUAUAUGUAGUGCAACAA
Molecule: messenger RNA, 1148 nt
Organism: Saprolegnia diclina VS20
Lineage: Eukaryota; Oomycota; Saprolegniomycetes; Saprolegniales; Saprolegniaceae
Exons: 1
Coding region: 30-1028 (332 amino acids)
Source: RefSeq, a predicted model, not a curated record